AAGCAGAGGGCCCAGGUUUCCUAUCGUGUGGCCCUUUCGUCAUUUAGCAGCAAUGGGAAGUUACGCCGAGGACGUUUCAAGGAAGUUUAAUUUUGGCAUUCGGCAUUGCAACACCCAUUGCGACACCGUGGAAAAUGUGGGUCCUGGUGUCACAGGUUCCUCAUGGAUGAUGCUGCCAGGAGAUCGCGUUGUCAGGGAGAGCCAUUUCCCUAGGGAUGAGGGGCUCUCACAGACCUCCUUGGGGUAACCCCUUCCUCCUCUUCUUCCUUUCCAUUCUCUUCUCAGAGGGAGUGAAAGCUGUGGCCCAGGUGGUCGUCUUCAAGUCCCGGAUCUGGGACAUCAAUCAGAAAUCCCUUUAUCUGCAGGACAAUCAGUUGGUGGCUGGAUACCUGCAAGGCCCUAACUCUGCAAUGGAAGAGAAGUUUUACUGGGUCCACAACCUGGCCUUUGAGCACCAGAAAUCCCCGGUCAUCUUGAGCAUCCAGGAUGGGAAGAAGUGCCUGGCCUGCUCUCCGGGGGCCAAGCCUGCCCUGCAGCUGGAGAGUGUCAACAUCACGGAGCUGCCCAAGAAGGGCCGCCGCCGCCAGGAGUCCACCCGCUUCACCUUCUUCCUCUCCAACCGGGAUGGGAUCUCGCGCUUCGAGUCGGCUGCCCAUCCAGGCUGGUUCCUCUGCACAUCGGCCAGGAGCAACGAGCCCCUCGCCCUCACCCGGGACCCUGGCCCCAACCAUGUGGUGGACUUCUACUUCCAGCCAUGCUGAAGCCUUUACCCCACAGAUCCCCAUGUGCCCCAGCACCGCAGAGCUGCUCCUAUACAAAGAUGCACCCUUCACUGUUCAUUCUAGGCCAGGGGUCCUCAAACUACGGCCCGCAGGCCGAAUACAGCCCUCUAAGGUCAUUUACCCGGCCCUCGCUCAGGGUCAACCUAAGUAUGAAACGACUUGAAAGCACACAACUACAACAAUCCUAUCUCAUCAGGCAAAAUCAGGCCCAUGCUUCCCAUUGAAAUAUUAAGUUUUUAUUUGUUAAAAGUAUUCUUCAUUUUAAUUAUUUUAUUGUUUUAAGUGUUUUUUGCACUACAAAUAAGAUAUGUGCAGUGUGUAUAGGAAUUCAUUCAUAUUUUUUUCAAAUUAUAAUCCGGCCCUCCAACAGUUUGAGGGACUGUGACCUGGCCCUCUGUUUAAAAAGUUUGAGGACUCCUGUUCUAGGCUUAUGUCAUCUGCUAAGAGCCAGACUUCUUCUCUGGGCCACAGGAUUUUUUAAAAAUAUUUUUAUUGUGGUUUUCUUUUACAGUGUGAAUUUAAAAAGACUUUGAGAAGGGGAAAGAAAGAAAAAAAAUAGAGAAGAAAGGGAAAGGAGGGGAAACAAAGAAAGGGAAAGAAAGAAAAUGAGAAAAAAGGAUAAAAUUAUUGUGUUGAUCUUCCCAAUCUUCAUCUUUGUGGUGAACAUCAAUUCAUCCAGACGUCCCCUGGGCAACGUCCUUGCAGACGGCCAAUUCUCUCACACCAGAAGCGACUUGCAGUUUCUCAGGUCGCUCCUGACACGACAAAAAAAAAUCUUUGUGGUUAUAUACUGUUCCUUCUGUUUUUGCUUUUCUAUUUGCUCCUCUUUCACCUGAUGUCUUGGAGUGCUCAUUUAUUUUUCUCUAAUAUUAUUAUUGUUAUCUACCCCUGAAUAUUCUUUAAAUCUUCAAAUUAAUUUUAAUAUCUUUCAUGUAAUCCAUUACUAAUGUCCAAUCUGUUGUUUUCAAGAAUCUGCCUUGUGUUUUUGCUACUAAAAAGGUCAGUUUAUCCAUACUCAACAACAACAACUUUUUAUUGAUUAGCCAGUUGGCGUUAUCAAAACAGACAUACAAAUACAUCUAGUCCUCUUAAAAUAAAAUACAAAUAUACAGG
Anolis sagrei ordinatus is the source of this 1895-nucleotide messenger RNA. Its product is annotated as interleukin-1 receptor antagonist protein-like. Gene Ontology annotation, biological process: inflammatory response to antigenic stimulus; negative regulation of interleukin-1-mediated signaling pathway. Gene Ontology annotation, molecular function: interleukin-1 receptor binding; interleukin-1 receptor antagonist activity; cytokine activity. The record is from RefSeq and is a predicted model, not a curated record. Lineage: Eukaryota; Metazoa; Chordata; Lepidosauria; Squamata; Anolidae.